Messenger RNA from Pollicipes pollicipes, 1644 nucleotides. RefSeq names its product zinc finger protein 2-like. Gene Ontology annotation, cellular component: chromatin; PcG protein complex; transcription regulator complex. Gene Ontology annotation, molecular function: RNA polymerase II cis-regulatory region sequence-specific DNA binding; DNA-binding transcription factor activity, RNA polymerase II-specific. The coding region runs from base 106 to 1644 and encodes 512 amino acids. The transcript is spliced from 4 exons. NCBI's taxonomy places the organism in Eukaryota, Metazoa, Arthropoda, Thecostraca, Pollicipedomorpha, Pollicipedidae. The record is from RefSeq and is a predicted model, not a curated record. Gene Ontology annotation, biological process: regulation of transcription by RNA polymerase II.
UGACUAUGACAGUGGUUCUCUUUUUUCUUGUUAUGAAAUGUAUGUUUUCACUGGCAGCUGGUGUUAAGAACACUAGCACCAUCUUUGAAUUCUACCCUUGUCCCAAUGGAGGCACGGUUGGAGGCAGCCUGCAGCACUCCACUUGACAUGCCAUCCAGCAUCCCGGGAUUCUUGAAUGGGGACAUCAGAAUACCUGAACAGACACAGAAGGACUCCAAACUGCUGGGCGCUGGCAGUGCAGAUUGUCAUGCCAAGAAGCUGCAUAUCACUUGGCAGGUGUCCAAGAACAUUUCCCCAGCACUGACUGGAGCAUCUACCUCUGGUUCUGCGCCCCUGCGCUACAGCCAUUGCAACUACGGCGGCCCGAAGCGGCCCUGUCCGUUUCGUUACUUCGGACCGCUGCACCAGCCGCUGGGCAAGAACGGCCACGACCACGGCUUAUCGCCCCAGCCGCCUCGCGAGGCCAACGUGAAGAGGCUCUGCCUGGCGGGCACCGGGCAGAUGACGUCGGCUUUUCAGGAGAGCGCGAGGUCAUGCAAGCAGCAGGACGGUGAUGACGUCAGCGAUUAUUCCGGGGCGCCCACGCUGCACCGGCAGCACGGGUGCGACGUGUGCCUGAGGACCUUCUGGCGCGCCAGCGACCUGAUGCUGCACGUGCGCCAGCACGCGGAGGGCAGGUCGUGCGCGUGCGAUACCUGCGGCAGGACCUUCGCGCGCCAAGCCGACCUGACGCUCCACCUCCGGACGCACGAGCUCGAGAGGCCGUUCGCGUGCGAGGUGUGUGGGAAGGCGUUCACGGCGCAGAGCAAGCUGAACUUCCACGCGCGGAUCCACACCGGCGAGAAGCCGUUCGAGUGUGACACGUGCGGCAAGGCGUUCUCCCGGCAGACGGCUCUGAAGGACCACCUCCGAACGCACACGCGCGAGAGACCGUACCCGUGCGAAGUGUGCGGCAAGGCGUUCCUGCGGCAGUCGCAUCUGACCGCUCAUCUCCGGACGCACACCGGCGAGAGGGCGUACCGCUGCGACGUGUGCGGCAAGGCGUUCGUGCGGCAGUCUCACAUGAAGGUGCACUGCGACAAGGCGUACUGGCGGCAGUCGCACUUGGACGUCCACCUUCGGACCCACAGCGACGGCAACGGGCGGGCGUACGCGUGCGAGGUCUGUGGCAAGGCGUUCCCCUCGCAGAGCAAGCUGAAUCUGCACGCCCGCACCCACACUGGUGAGAGACCGUUCGUCUGUGGUAUUUGCGGCAAGGCGUUUGUGUCCAGGAGCAAGCUCAAUGUCCACUCUCGGAUCCACACGGGAGUCCGGCCGUACCCGUGCUUUGUGUGCGGCAAGGCGUUUAAGUACCAGCGAAAUCUCAAGAUGCACCUUCGCAUCCACACUGGAGAAAAGCAGUUUGAGUGCGAUUACUGUGACAAAUCGUUUUCUCGGCACAGUGCUCUGAAGGUCCACCUUCAGACUCAUACGGGCGAGAGGCCUUAUUCGUGUGAGACAUGCAGCAAAGCAUUUUGGCGGCAAUCGCACCUGAAGUCCCACCAGCGAACCCACACGGGUGAAAAGCCGUACUCGUGCGAAACCUGCGGCGCGUCAUUUGCCUAUCGGAGAGGUCUGAACGCUCAUGCUUUAACACACGCUUAG